Molecule: messenger RNA, 2479 nt
Organism: Spinacia oleracea (spinach)
Lineage: Eukaryota; Viridiplantae; Streptophyta; Magnoliopsida; Caryophyllales; Amaranthaceae
Product: nitrate regulatory gene2 protein
Exons: 5
Coding region: 223-2271 (682 amino acids)
Source: RefSeq, a predicted model, not a curated record
ACUUUUCCCAAUUAAUAUUGCCAUCAUUCUACAUACAGUACAGUACAUGUCAGCAUCUCCUGCUAAAUCUUCCUAAACCCCAUUCAGGCACUCAUUACUUUCAAAUUUCUUGCUUUUCCACCAAAAAUUCAACCCCUCAAAAACCCAAAACUUACUCUGCAAUUUCUCCAUCUGGGUAUUCUUUUUCCCUUUCUAUUUUCGAUCAUCAAAAAGGAUCUUUUGAUGGGGAGCGCAAACUCAAAAGCAGAGAAAACAGCAGCACUAGGAAUGUGCAAGCAAAGGAAACGCCUAAUCAACCAAGCAAUUGAUUCAAGAUACAGUCUUGCUGCUGCCCAUAUUUCUUACAUUCAAUCCCUCAAAAGCAUCGGCAUUGUACUUCGACGCUUUGCAGAAGCUGAAGUUUUAAUCGAAUCAUCAAUUUCUCUCUCUCCUACUCACCACACUGACAAAACCCCUUCUCACUCUUCUUCUUACCACCCUUCUCCUUCCCUUUCCCAUGACGAAGUUGUCGAGAUUUCUUCCUCUGAACCCAGGGUAAGUUGCAUGAAAUCAGGCGGUUCUGGCGGCGGCGGUGUUGCUGUUACUUUAAGUUAUAAUCCUAGUACUAACAUCCAUAGCUUUGUCGAUAAUAAUGAUGACGAUUCCUUAGUUUUCCCGAUGCCUCCACCGCCGCCGCCGCUUCCUGAAUCGGAAGCUUCUUGGGACUAUUUUGACACUGGAGGAGAGAGAAAUGCAGGCGAGGCGGAGAGUUUCCGGUUUGUGGGGUUAGGUUGUGAGUCGUCUGACGGUGGUGGGAGUAUUAGGUUGUGGGGUGAAGACGAGGGUAAAGUUGGGAAUUUACACAAGGUUGAGAGUAGAGUUAGUAAAAUUGGGGGUGGUGAUAGUAAUUCUGGGCAGAAAUUGGAAAAUCAAGACAAGGAAUUGAAUGAAGAAAGGGAGGAUCCAUCAGAGUUUAUAACCCAUAGGGCUAAGGAUUUUGUAACAAGUAUUAAGGACAUUGAGACCCGCUUUUUUCGGGCUUCGGAAUCGGGUAAAGAGGUCGCUAGGAUGUUUGAAGCUAAUAGAAUCCGGGUCGGGUAUGCUGACGCUAAAGGGAGCUCAUCUUCAUCAGAAUUUUUAGCGGCUUGUCCUUUGGUUUUUUGUCGUGGUAAAAGUGUUCAUGCAGCAAACGAAUUUCAACCACAAAACGUGCCCAAGGUUAUUGUAUGGAACCGGUCUACAUCCUCACAAUCGUCAUCAUCAAGGAAUCCUCUUGCCUCUGCAUCUAAAGAUGAUGCAGAUGACAGUAGCAGUGAGUGUGUAGAAGAGUUCUGCAUGAUUUCGGGAAACCAUUCCUCCACUCUAGACAGGCUCUAUGCAUGGGAAAGAAAGUUAUACGAUGAAGUCAAGGCAAGUGAAGUUAUCAGGAAGGAGUAUGACAGGAAAUGUGACCAACUGAGGCAUCAGUUUGCUAAGGAUCUUAGUACUCAUGUCAUUGACAAAACCAGAUCAGCUGUUAAAGAUCUGCACUCGCGAAUCAGAGUGGGUCUUCAUGCUGUUGAUUCCAUAGCAAAGCGCAUCGAGAAAAUGAGAGAUGAAGAGUUGCAACCACAACUCACUGAACUGAUUACAGGAUUCAUCAGGAUGUGGAAAGCCAUGCUAGAAUGCCAUCAUGCACAGUACAUAACAAUAUCAUUAGCUUACCAUGCCAAGACUACUAUGGGGACUUUGGGAGGUGAAACACGCAAGCAAAUAAUGGCGGAACUCCAGUAUGAAUUUGAGUGCUUUGGUCUUAGUUUCGCCGACUGGAUGAACAGCCUUACAUCCUACGUGGAAGCUAUCAAUGGAUGGCUACAAAAGUGUGUGCUGCAGCCUCAGGAACGCACUCGAGGGAGUAGAAGGCCAUUUUCCCCUAGACGUGUCGUGGCCCCACCAAUAUUUGUCCUGUGUCGUGAUUGGUCAGCAGGGAUCAGAGCUUUGCCUUCUGAAGAGGUGAGUGAUGCCAUUAGAAGCUUCUUAUCAGACCUGCAGCAACUGAUAAAGCAACAGCAGCAGGUAGAAGACAAAAAGGAGACUGCAGUUUCAGAAAGCAAAGGGGAAUUACAAGGGAAGGAUGAAGUUACCAAUGAGGGUAAAUCUGAGAAUUUGGGGUCCGUUCACACAAGUUUGACAAAGGUGCUUGAUAAACUAACCAAAUUUUCUGAGGCUUCCUUGAAACUUUAUGAAGAUAUAAGACAGAAAAAUGAGGCAGCUCGUCUUGCAUAUUUGAAUCCCAGGCCUUUCAGAUAUUGAAAAGUCCAUGUAAUUACUACUGGUAAUAUAUCGAUGCUUGCUUCUUAUACGUCGAGUUUCAGAGUUAUUCUCUGCAGUGUCUGCAAGAGCUAGGUAGGCUAACAAUCAGCUAGAAAAGCAAGAUGCUUAUAUUUUCUUAAAUUGUGAACUUAAUCAGUGUGUUGUUUGAUAAAUGAAAAUGGAUUCACGUCUUGUUUGAUGAACAAAA